Symbiodinium sp. CCMP2456 is the source of this 2112-nucleotide messenger RNA. The record is from the annotation of a GenBank genome assembly. Lineage: Eukaryota; Dinophyceae; Suessiales; Symbiodiniaceae.
AUGCAGCGGAUGAGGCAGGGGAAGAGCAACUCCAUGAAUCGGUCGGAGCGGUCGAUGUCCAGUCCCUCAAGGGGCGACAGCACACCGAGGAAGCCGACCAUGGUUGUGUCCGACUUCAUUCGCAUGCAGCAACCGACAGUCACCAGUGAAGAGAACACUUUCCAGUACAAGCUGAAGGACAAAAUCCGAAAGAUGGUGACGGGUCGGAUCGUGUCGAAUUUCAUGGCUGGAGUCGUUCUCUUCGAUGCGUAUUGCACCUGCACCGACGUAGAUGCUCGAGCUGCUACGCCACCCCAGGAAACUCCACAGUGGAUGCUAAUCAUAUCAGAUUGUUGCUUAGCAUUGUACACCAUCGAGUUGGGGCUCCUUCUGUAUGUGCAAGGAAGCAAGCUUCUGCGUGACUGGAUGGUCAUACUGGACAUUGUGAUCAUCUUCUGCGGGUAUGCGGAGUUGCUUCUGAAUCUCUUCGCCCCUGGCGAUCUCAUUGCGAGCUUUAGCAUGCUUCGAGUCUUGCGCUUGGCGCGAAUUAUUCGCCUGAUGCGGCUGCUUCGGAGGACUCGCGCCUUGCGCGAGCUCCAAAAGCUCGUGACGAUGAUGGCGACGUGCUUGAAGGCCCUUGGUUGGUCUUUCAUCUUCUGCUUUGUGAUCAUGACCAUCUGGGCCAUGCUCUUGGUGGAAAUAGUCCACCCGAUCAUGAAGGAGAUGAGGCUGGCCGACGUGGCCUUCCAGGAUUGCGCUAGGUGCCUGAAAGCGACCUCCUCCGUCAUGGACUCGAACCUGCUUCUCUUUCAGACGGUCAUCGCAGGGGACAGUUGGGGCGACAUUGCUGUGCCCGUGAUCGAGUUCUCUCCGGGAACGGCAAUUAUCUUCGUAGGAUCUUUGUUGACACUGGUCUUUGGCGUGCUGAACUUGAUUGUAGCCGUUGUCGUGGACACCUUCGCAGAAGUCCGACAACGAGAUGUGUUGAAUCUAGCGGAAGAGAUGGAGCAUGAGAUCGAAAGUGACAAGAAGUUCUUGCAAAAGAUCUUCGAGCGAAUCGACACGGAUGGAAGCGGACGUGUCACUCUGGAGGAACUGGUGGAGGGCGCGCGGAAGGACCCACAGUUCCAGAGCAGGCUCCGAGUUAUGGACAUCGACGAGGCAGACUUGCAACAGCUGUUCGAGAUGAUCGACAUCAACUCCGAAGGAGAGAUAGAUGCUGCUGAAUUCAUCGCUCCCCUCAGCCGUUGGGUCCACGAGUCAACUACGGCGCCGCGAUUCAUCAAGUACAACAUGUUGCGGACAAUUCAGAUGCAGGAGGAACUCCAGGAGGCGACGCUAACCCAGUUCGACCACUUGGGCUACAGGAUUGACCAGAUCGCAAAUGUCUUGCACCAUUUCGGAAAAGAAUACGCACCGAGGGAGCAAGCCGGGCCAGCUUCGUCAUCGUUGAAGCUGCAGCCAACCGCACAACCAAGGACCCUCGGAAAGGAUCCGUUUCCAGCAGACGAGCCUGCAGUUGAUCCGGAAGUGGAUGUCCCUCGUUAUCCAACCAAAGACUCCCGGUCCAUGACACAGGAGAGCUGGCAGAUGGGUGAGGUGCGCUGGAUGGCCGUUCGGCUGUUGGGAUUUGAGGACCUCUUCAUUUUCAGGGAGCUGCAAAGGAAAUCAAUGGUUGUUGUGGAGAGCGCCGUCAAGGACUGUUGGCUGGAAGCUUACCGACCUGAGACAGACAAAAGCGUAAGGGGAGAGCGGACCUCGAUAGCAAUGCGCAGUGUGAGCUCUACCGCAAGCGCCAAGCACAAAUUCUCACGCGGUUACUCUCAAGAGUCCAUGGUCAAGAGCAUGAGCUCCACCAAGAGCGCGCACCGGCCUCGUGCACCAAUCGGUGGCUUCGCUCCGCCUUCCUCCGGCCCUCCGAUGCAGCGGAUCUAUUCGGAGAAAGCCGAGGAGCGUGUCCACAAGCACUACAGCCUGCAAUUCACUUCCGAGGCUGAUGAAAGAUAUUACGAGCCUUCCGACGUGGGAGACGCAUCGCGACAACUAAAUGCCUUCGCAGAGGAGGAGUCCCCAAAGAAGGAGCCGGCUCCGCGUCCGUCCAUGGUGAAGCCAUGUGGCGAUAUGGAGAUCUGA